Messenger RNA from Lytechinus pictus (painted urchin), 11685 nucleotides. Its product is annotated as mucin-2-like. Gene Ontology annotation, molecular function: protein binding. The transcript is spliced from 78 exons. Gene Ontology annotation, cellular component: extracellular matrix. The record is from RefSeq and is a predicted model, not a curated record. Lineage: Eukaryota; Metazoa; Echinodermata; Echinoidea; Temnopleuroida; Toxopneustidae. Bases 242 to 10564 code for a protein of 3440 amino acids.
AAUCGAUGACAUCUGUAUUCGAGGCGUUGAUAAUAUAAAACGCUUUGAUGAGCCUGACGAUUUCUCAUGCACGCCCAGUUUACGUGUCGAACAGCGUCCGAGUUGGAUGCAAGCGUUUCGCGAUCUGUGGGCGAUUUAAAUCUGCAGAAACGCAGGCGAUAAACUUUUUACCUAAGAAGGAUAGAAGAGUUUCGACACAGACGAUUUAUUCCUUACGAAGACAGCAGAGAUUCAGGCGAAAAUGGCGCCUACGACGCCUCCGCCGACAUUCCUCCUUGGUGUGCUAAUCAUUCUCGUCUCCGCUCAAAUAGGAAGUGGGACCUUGCUUUCCAUAACUGGUGACGGUGAAGGCGAGUGUGAAAGGACUGUGACACAAGCUCCUAUCUGGAAAUGGAAAGUUAUGAUUGUUGCCGAAGUGCAUUCGACCGACCAAAAUGUACAAAGACUGCCAAACGGAAACUACAACGUCACAAGAUGGAUCGCUGAGGAUCAGCCAUCGAUAACGGUAACAGAGUGCUGUGCUGGAUACGUCCAGGAAGGACCAACAUGUGAACCUGUUUGCAAGCCAGCUUGUGUCAACGGAGACUGUGUUGAACCUAACUUUUGCAGUUGCUAUCCAGGAUGGACUGGGGUGAAUUGUGAUAUUAAGGAAGCAACAAAGUCAAGUCAGCCUCAUGGUACUUGCCGGUACUAUGCGGGGCAUGUGACAACGUUCGACCAAGUUAGUUACAAUUUUGAAUUCCCCUGCGAGUUCAAAUUUGUCGAAACAGGGGCGUACGCAAUCAGAAUAGAUACAAGGAAUGGUCUUUCUGUGUCAAUUGAAAAUGACGAUACCAUAUUGGAGUUUUUUAACAGCAACGAUCUCUACAUUAAUCAUUUGCCUCGCAAAAUUCCUACUGAGAUUUCAGGGUUUGGUAAAGUUAUGAGAUCUGGGAUAUACAUCAUUUUUGAUGUAGUGGAUGGUAUGAGAUUGAUGUACGCUGAAAACUCAGUAAUGGUUCACCUACCAAUCACAGAUCAGACAGAGACGUUUGAUCCCACCAUGACAGGUCUUUGCGGUAACUACGACGGUGUGACAGAGAAUGAUUUUGAUUUACCAGGCCAAGUCCAGCACCUAGAAAAAUUAGAGGACAGAAUGGUUGAGUUCGUCUAUGGCAUGCAGACAGCUGAAUGUCCUGAAUUACCCCAGAGUAUCAUAGCACAUCCAUGUAACGGAUUGGACGGUACAACUUUGCAGAAGUAUUCCAGUACUUGUCAUGAUAUACAGAAGUUGAGCACCACCUGCCUGGACUAUGUCGAUUUCGAGCUCCACUUCACACGCUGUUUGCAUGAGAUGUGCUCAUGUGCGGUUGAAAAACUUUCAAACCCCCAAAGCGUGGCAAAUUGGCAAGAUGAAAUAAAUAAUUGUCAACCCUGUGGUACUUUUCGGGACUUUGCAUCCAAAUGUAGCGAACACAACAUCACCUUUAAUCCUUGGAGAAAUGAAACUUUUUGUCCGCAUAAUUGCCAAACAGGCAUGGAGUACGAAGACUGUGGCUCAUCUUGCCCAACUGAAUGCUCUAAUCUGGAAGUGAAUACUGAAUGUCACGGCUACUGCGUACCAGGUUGUUUCUGCCCUCUUAAUACGUACUGGGAUGGUGAGGAUUGUGUGAGUCGUCAGCAAUGUAUGUGUACUUGGAGAGAUUCUCCCAUGCCAGUAGGAGCUGUUCUGAAAACACCUUGCACGGAAUGUAUUUGCGUCAGUGCAAGUUGGGAGUGCCUGGAUGUGAGCUGCCCAUCCGAAUGCAAAAUCUAUGGUGGUUCUUUCUAUCAAACAUUUGAUGGAAAGGAAUUCAACAUUUACACCAAGUGCAAGUACACCCUGAUAAAUGUGGAACAGAAUCACCUCACACCAGCGUUCGAGGUCACCAUUGAUACCACAGAGUGUGCGUCGAAGAAGCCAUCGGACUGUCUCCGCGCAGUUGUUCUUGACAUCUAUCAUGACGCAGCAGAUCCGUAUUCCAUAACUAUUUCCAAAAACUUUACUCAGUACACAUACAACUACAAGGAGGGUGUAUACAUUCAUAACAUGGCCGGGUCAAUUCAUCUGUCUACUUUUUUCGGAAUGGAGAUAGAGUUCAACCCGGAAACAUCCAGUGUGUAUAUAAGGCUUCCUUCAGAUAUCGGAAUAGAGACUAUGGGUUUAUGUGGUACUCUCAAUGGAUCUCCAAAGGACGAUUUCAGAUGGAUGCGAAACAACGAAGAAACAGUGGCCGCUGAGUUCGCCCGUUUAGUUUCUGCCCCAUCCCAAGAAGCUCUCUGUGGAGAGAACGAUAGGAUGCCGGUGUUAGAUUCUUGCUCCACACACCAGAUGUACUCCACUUUGGCCACACAAACCUGUAACGCACUGCGGAACUACCCCUUCACCGCCUGCCACCAGGACGUGGACGUUGAGAUCUACGUCAAGAAAUGCAAGGAGGAUGUCUGCUCUUGCCUCGGUGAGGGCGCAUCAGAAGAUUGCCUGUGUGACUCACUGGGUCGGUAUGCCAGGGCCUGUUCCCGUUAUGAUGUCCUGCUUGACUCUUGGAGAGCUGAUGUUGAAAAGUGUACCGCAAGAGAAUGUACUGUGCCACUGCAGAAGUUCAGCGAGUCCGGUGACAGAUGUCAUAUGUCUUGCGCUGACAUUCGAAAUGAGAAUACUUGCUCUGAUGGAUAUGUAGCAGGCUGCUUCUGCCCAGAUAAUAUGGUAUUCGACGAGCGUACACAGGCUUGUGUAUUCCCAUCCCAAUGUCCUUGUGUGUAUCACAUAGUCAACCAGCGUUAUUAUGAUUCGGGCAAGUCGAGAUUGACCGAGUGUGGCGAAAUCCAUUGUAAUGCAGGUAUAUGGGACCGAAGUGAACUUAAUUGCUCAGUGCCGGUGUGUCCUAGUGAUAAACAGUGGUCGGAGUGUGCUGUGCUGAAGACUUGUGAACUUCUGAAUCCAGUGCGUAGUGUGGAGCUGUGUGAGGGAGGCUGCGUAUGUCCAGAUGGUAUGGCCGACUUCUUGGGUAAAUGCAUUCCGACGGAGGAAUGUCCCUGCUACCACCACGGCAAGAAAUUUGAACAUAAUGAGAAAACAAAAAUGGACUGCAAUGAAUGCACAUGUGAACCUAACGGAUGGAACUGCGAGAAAAAUGAUUGCCCAGGAACCUGUACGGCCUAUGGGGAUCCUCACUACAAAACAUUCGAUGGGAAAGAAUAUGCCUUCAUGGGUGACUGUAGCUACAUCCUAGCGAGAGACACAUGCCAGGCCAACGAGACAGGGACCUUCCAAAUCACAGUGGAAAAUGAGGAAUGUGGAGAACCUGGUUAUUCAUGUACCAAGCUCAUUAACAUGACCAUAAAAAAUCGUGCCACCGUGACCUUGAUCCGCGGAAGCGAGCCUAUUUUCACACCGGCGAGCAUGGAGAGGAAGUUCUGGCAUCAAAAAAUUGGAAUGUACUACUUUGUGACAUGGGCAGGUGUUAAAAAGAGAUACGUCCAACUUCGAUGGGAUAUGGCUAUGAGUAUAUACGUGACUGUUCACCCGUAUUACAGAGAAAAGCUAUGUGGAUUGUGUGGUAACUUUGACGGCAACAGCGAAAAUGAUUUCCUCAUGCCUAGGGGGAAUAUGGUGGAGACCAGCCCAGUUUCAUUUGCCGAAAGUUGGAAAAUCACUGCAUCUUGUCCGGUUACAACACACGCCGAAGAUUCUUGUGAAUCAAACCCCGACCGGAGGCUCUGGUCGGAGUAUUCAUGUGCCAUAAUUAAGCAGUCCCUGUUUAAGCCUUGCCACACAUAUGUUGAUCCUCAAAGUUACUACGAUAAUUGCGUCGUGGACAGUUGUGCUUGCAAUCGAGGAGGAGAUUGUGAAUGCCUGUGUACAGCCAUCACUGCCUAUGCAAAAGAGUGCAGUGAUAAAUCGAUAUCUAUCCCUUGGAGAGCCACCGAAACCUGCGGUCUCCAGUGCUUUGGUGGGACCAUAUACACAGCAUGCGGAAAUAAAUGUGCGGAUCGGUGCUGGAUUGAAGACGAGACAGACCCCCCUUCUGGCUGUAACGAUACAUGUAUUGAAGGAUGUUUCUGCCCUGAAGGAUUGGUUAUGUCAAACGAUGAACAGUGUGUACUGCCAUCAGACUGCCCAUGUAUUGUUGAUGGAAAGAGGAUGGAAGCUGGAAAUUACUUCAUGAGGAACUGCCAAACAUGCUCUUGCGAUUCACAUGGGUACUUCACCUGUACUGGCCUUACAUGUUCAGAGAUGACAUCUACACCAGAACCACCUGUACACCCGUGCAACUGUAGGGAUGGCUAUGUGCCGUGUGGCGGCUGUGUCGAAUGUGUCCCUGAGCCAACCUGGUGCGAUGGUAUAGAAGACUGCCCUGAUGGGAGUGAUGAGCGGAGCUGCGAUUGUGAGUACGGAGAUGACCACACAAGGUAUCAGAAUGGAGAGUCCUGGAAUGGAACCCUACCUUGCGUGACAUGCUUCUGUGAGCAAGGGGAUGUCGGUUGCCGAAAGGAGUGUAAUAUUGAAUGCAGUGAGGGUACGGUACUGCUGCAUAAUGACAUUGUUGAGUCAUGCUGCGAUUGUGUUGCUGUUAUUGGAACCGAGUCAACAGAGCAGCCUUGUUCGAUGGCCCGAAUUCCAGUUGAAUCCCCGUGUGAAUCUUGUAUACUGGAGGAAGGUAUUUAUUACAAGACAUGUACCACGAACCCAGGAGACUGCCCAAAGGGUGAGAUGCUAGUCCAUAGUGAUGAUCACUGCUGCCAAUGUCUCCCUCCAUCUGAAACAACUACGACAGUUUCGAGUACUGCAGAAUGCCGUGAUCCAUUUGUUCAUGGACACCCCACGUGCUGUCCCUACCUCGACGUUGAGUGUACAAUUGAUGAAGCAAUAACAGGAUCACCUACAUGCAAUGCUUGCAGAAGUCCUCGCAUUUUCAAUGGCACUCAUUGUGUCUUUGAAGGAGAGUGCCCAUGCAAGGAUCAGACCAACAGACUCAGAGAACCCUUUGAGAGCUGGCAGCACCCGACUGAACCUUGUAUGUCAUGUAUGUGCUUCAAUGGAUACACAGAGUGCAGAGACAAUAGCAACUCUACCUGUGAGCCUUUAUUAUGUGCAGUGGAACAACAAGUGAGACUGCCUGGAAAAUGUUGUGCCCAUUGUGAAGAGUGUUAUGAUGAGCUGGAGAGGACAAUUAAGACCCUCAACAAUAUGUUUUACAUCGUGGUCUUGAAACAGCCAUCCAAUGUGACUGCAAUUGAGAUUACUUCUGCAGUUAGAGUCAUUACGAUACUUACAGUUAAGGUGUCGGGGACAGAUGUAACGGACAGGAUAGCAACCGAAGCAGUCUUGGACCAGCAAACGAGUGGACAAUCUACUGGAGUUGUCUUAGAAUUACAAGAAGGACACCCCAAUCAGAUCAUCUUCUACACACCACUUGAAAAUGUUGAUGUAAUUGAAUUAACCUUCUCGGAUGCAAUGAAUUUCACGUCGUCGAUUAUAUAUGGGUGCAGUGAAGAACCUUCAACAACACCAAUGGACACUGGCGAUACAGUUACAGAAACUAACCCAACAAGACCUAGACCAUCUGAAACAGUUCCAACAACUACAACAGCAGCUCCAGAAACAACCACUCCAUCGACAACACCUGUGACCACAACAUCUUCCACUACAACAGUGACAACAACACCAGGUGUUUGUGAGGAGGACUUGGAUAAUUUGAAUGUUAGCAUCAUCCUUACUGCUGAGGGGAGUGAUCAGAGUACCAACAGAACUAUCACACUGGUGUCUGGAGUCAAAAAAUUCAAUGUUGAGCUCUCUAUCCCAGGGUACAUGACAAUAGUGAAUGCACUGAUGCUGAGUUUAUUUGAGGCUGGAGGACAAACCACCCCACUAGAGAGGGUUCGCAUCUCAAAUAUUAGGGAUAGUCCAAGCGGCGGAGAUAAUAAUGAAUAUGAUGUGAGCUCCACUCCUCCUGGAAUGUUCAGAGUUAAUGAUACAUUUAAUAAUGAACCUGUUGAGUCUUUUGACAUUGAAGUACUGGACGAGACUAGCAUGCCUUUAACUAUUGAAGUCCGAGUCAGAGGAUGUAUUGAACAAGUUCCAACUACAACGGCAGCUCCAGAAACAACCACCCAAUCAACAACACCUGUUCCACCAACAACAACGGAAGCUCCAGAAACAACCACAGCUCCAGAAACAACCACACCAUCAACAACAUCUGUGACCACAACAUCUUCCACUACAGCAGUGACAACAACACCAGGUGUUUGUGAGGAGGACUUGGAUAGGUUGAAUGUUAGCAUCAUCCUUAUUGCUGAGGGGAAUAAUCAGAGUACCGAUGAAACUAUCACACUGGUGUCUGGAGUCAAUAAAUUCAAUAUUGAGCUCUCUAUCCCAGGGUACAUGACGAUAGUGAAUGCGCUGAGUUUAUUUGAGGCUGGAGGACAAAACACCCCUCUAGAGAGGGUUCGCAUCUCAAAUAUUAGGCCUAGUCCAAGCGGCGGAGAUACUAAUGAAUAUGAUGUUUAUAGCUCCACUCCUCCUGGAAUGUUUAGAGUUAAUGAUACAUUUGGUAAUGCACCUGUUGAAUCUUUUGACAUUGAAGUACUGGAUGAGACUAGCAGGCCCUUAACUAUUGAAGUCCAAGUCAGAGGAUGUGUUGAACAAGUUCCAACAACUACAACGGCAGCUCCAGAAACAACCACCCAAUCGACAACACCUGUUCCACCAACAACAACGGAAGCUCCAGAAACAACCACACCAUCAACAACAUCUGUGACCACAACAUCUUCCACUACAACAGUGACAACAACACCAGGUGUUUGUGAGGAGGACUUGGAUAAGUUGAAUGUUAGCAUCAUCCUUAUUGCUGAGGGGAAUAAUCAGAGUACCGAUGGAACUAUCACACUGGUGUCUGGAGUCAAUAAAUUCAAUAUUGAGCUCUCUAUCCCAGGGUACAUGACGAUAGUGAAUGCGCUGAGUUUAUUUGAGGCUGGAGGACAAAACACCCCUGUAGAGAGGGUUCGCAUCUCAAAUAUUAGGCCUAGUCCAAGCGGCGGAGAUACUAAUGAAUAUGAUGUUUAUAGCUCCACUCCUCCUGGAAUGUUUAGAGUUAAUGAUACAUUUGGUAAUGCACCUGUUGAAUCUUUUGACAUUGAAGUACUGGAUGAGACUAGCAGGCCCUUAACUAUUGAAGUCCAAGUCAGAGGAUGUGUUGAACAAGUUCCAACAACUACAACAGCAGCUCCAGAAACAACCACCCAAUCAACAACACCUGUUCCACCAACAACAACGGCAGCUCCAGAAACAACCACACCAUCAACAACAUCUGUGACCACAACAUCUUCCACUACAACAGUGACAACAACACCAGGUGUUUGUGAGGAGGACUUGGAUAAGUUGAAUGUUAGCAUCAUCCUUAUUGCUGAGGGGAAUAAUCAGAGUACCGAUGAAACUAUCACACUGGUGUCUGGAGUCAAUAAAUUCAGCAUUGAGCUCUCUAUCCCAGGGUACAUGACGAUAGUGAAUGCGCUGAGUUUAUUUGAGGCUGGAGGACAAAACACCCCUCUAGAGAGGGUUCGCAUCUCAAAUAUUAGGCCUAGUCCAAGCGGCGGAGAUACUAAUGAAUAUGAUGUUUAUAGCUCCACUCCUCCUGGAAUGUUUAGAGUUAAUGAUACAUUUGGUAAUGCACCUGUUGAAUCUUUUGACAUUGAAGUACUGGAUGAGACUAGCAGGCCCUUAACUAUUGAAGUCCAAGUCAGAGGAUGUGUUGAACAAGUUCCAACAACUACAACGGCAGCUCCAGAAACAACCACCCAAUCGACAACACCUGUUCCACCAACAACAACGGCAGCUCCAGAAACAACCACACCAUCAACAACAUCUGUGACCACAACAUCUACCACUACAACAGUGACAACAACACCAGGUGUUUGUGAGGAGGACUUGGAUAAUUUGAAUGUUAGCAUCAUCCUUACUGCUGAGCGGAGUAAUCAGAGUACCGAUGAAACUAUCACACUGGUGUCUGGAGUCAAUAAAUUCAAUAUUGAGCUCUCUAUCCCAGGGUACAUGACGAUAGUGAAUGCGCUGAGUUUAUUUGAGGCUGGAGGACAAACCACCCCACUAGAGAGGGUUCGCAUCUCAAAUAUUAUGCAUAUACCAAGCGGCGGAGAUACUAUUGAAUAUGAUGUUAGCUCCACUCCUCCUGGCAUGUUUAGAGUUCUUGAUACAUUUGAAAAUGGACCUGUUGAAUCUUUUGACAUUGAAGUAUUGGAUGAGACUAGCAGGCCCUUAACUAUUAGAGUCCAAGUCAGAGGAUGUAUUGAACAAGUUCCACCAACUACAACGGCAGCGCCAGAAACAACCACACCAUCAACAACAUCUGGAACUACAACACCAUAUGUUUGCUAUGAUGACAUCACCUCUACAACUUAUCAAGUUGGACAGAUUGUGCUGAGACCAUGCGAAACGUGUAGCUGUGUACAGGAUAUGGGACUUAUGUGCUCCCAAACCAGUUGCAACCUCCAGUCGAGUGAUUGCCAAGAGGGCCAAAUAGUGGCUGAAACUGCAGACAACUGUUGUGAAUGCCGUGACAUGACUACUACCAUGACAACAACACCUGCUUGCAUGGCCCCUAGGAUUUACAGAACUAACUGUGACUGCCAGCGAACUUGUGAAGACAUUGUAACACCAUGCGCAACACCACCACCUAAUGCGACGUGUGAGUAUGGCUGUUUCUGUGAAGAAGGAAUGGUGGCAGCUUCAGUGAACAAUGCUGAUUGUGUCCUGGAAGAGGAAUGCUUUCCUGUAUGUGAAUACAACAAUCAAACAUACCAGUAUGGCGAGAAAUAUCAGGAUAUCGAUGAUCCAUGUCUUGAAUAUACCUGCUUAGGUGAUUCAUUAGCAACAAGCAGGUUUGAGUGUAGCUUGCCAUGUGAGUGGAACGAAUAUCCCACAGACUGCUGUAUUGAAUGUCAAAGUGUUACGACACCUAAAGAUCAUACAGAAAAGGCUUGUAUUUUUGCUGGUCAGAAGUAUCAGGUUGGAACUAUAAUUCAGACGGAUUUUGCCAUUCCAUGCAUGGUUAUGAAAUGUAAUGAUGAUGGCAUUCUUGUGUUCGUGAAUGAAGUAUAUGACUGCACAGCUGGCUGUCAGGAUGGCGUUGACUACCCACAUCAAUGCUGUGAUGAGUGCAAAACCGUGGAAACCACUACUGUUACUACCGUUCCACCAACUACAACGGCAGCUCCAGAAACAACUACACCAUCAACAACAUCUGCAGAGGCUACAACUACUGUUGUACCAGUUUCUACAACAACACCAGGUGAUAUUGGCGAUGCAGAUGUAGGAACUACGCGUUCAAGACCUAGACAAACAGAAACUACAACGGCAGCUCCAGAAACAACCACCCAAUCAACAACACCUGAAGGCAUUACGACUAGUCCAACACCACCCAGGACAACAACAGUUCCUACAACGACAGUGACUUUAACAGCCUGCCACGAGGAUUGUCACGUCACCUUCACAUGCUACGACCAAUGGAGUGCGAGCCAAUCGGGGGAUGCGCCGUGGGAAGGUCCCGCUGAAUGCCGCCAUAUGUUUGGAAGUAAAUACAGACCACAGUGCAAAUGCCAAGAGGGUUAUAUUAAGGAUGACAUAAGUUAUGGCAAUGCCAUGCAAAUCACCAUGAAACUUGGGAGAGUUCAUAACACUGGUUUAUGCGUCAAGCCUCUUGAAGGAGAAUGUAUGUUUUGUGAGCAUGAAUUCAUCCCGUAUGCGCCGAAUGGUUACUACAGGGAGAAUUGUGAGGUAUGCACAUGCAAGGAGAAUACCACUUCCCAACUAUUCUACUUUGAAUGUGUACCUACUGAUGAUGCUACAUGCGUAAGAGAUACAACCAGUUCUCCAACUGAGAGUUAUUCAACUCGGACCCCCACAACUGAGUUAAGUCCAACAACAUCAGUGAAAGUACCUCGUACCACAACUCCUGUAACCACCAGUACAUCGUUGCCAUGUAGCGAGGAGUGUCAUGUAACAUUCAGUUGUGAGGAUCAGGCAGCUGUCAUGGACACACCCUUCGUAUCACCCUGGACUGCUUUACCUCAGUGCAAGACCUCUUUCUGGGAAGAGGAUUUAAAGUGCAGUUGCAAGGCUGGCUUUGUGAAAGACGACACUAGGUCAGCGAGGCGGGAGGUCAUAAUGGGAUACUUAGGCAAUGUUUAUGAGACUCAAAUGUGUGUUGAACCCCUGGUUGGUGAAUGUUACUUCUGUGAGCAUGAUUCGAUUAAUAUUCAGCCCGGAGGUUACUACAAGGAAAAUUGUGAAAAGUGCACUUGCACGAAGAACAUAACCAGCGGGGAAUAUUACUUUGAUUGUGAGCCAAGUGACGGCCCUACCUGCAUAAAUAGGACCACUUCCACUGCCGGUCAUAUUGCUUCUACUACACUCCAUCCAACAUCAAGUUUCUCCACAUCUCGUGAGUCUUUCCUUCCAUCCGUCAUACUGGAUGCAUUAAACAGGGAUAUGAUGUUUUUUGCUUUUUUGUUGUUGCUGUCAUGGCGUUGAUGCCAUUCUUUAGUACCCCAUCCCCGGCCAGUAUUUCACUCAGAAAAAUCUUAUUUUCAAUCAAUUAUAUAAAUCAAAGUUAUGACCAAUGGCUAAACUUGUACAUUAUGAGCCCCUGGUAUUUUUGUCUCACCUGCGAAGCAGAGUGAGACUAUAGGCGCCGCUUUUCCGACGGCGGCAGCAGCGACGGCAGCGUCAACACCAAAUCUUAAUCGAAGGCUAAGUUUUUGAAAUGACAGCAUAACUUAGAAAGUAUAUGGACCUAGUCAUGAAACUUGACCAUAAGGUUAAUGAAGUAUUACUGAACAUCCUGCCUCAGUGAGUUUCAGGUCACAUGACCAAGGUCAAAGGUUAUUUAGGAUCAAUGAACUUAGACCAUGUUGGGGGAAUCAACAUCAAAUCUUAAUCUUAGGUUAAGUUUUUGAAAUGACAUCAUAACUUAAAAAAGUAUAUGGACCUAGUUCAUGAAACUUAGACAUAAGGUUAAUCAAGUAUCACUUAACAUCUUGUGCGAGUUUCAGGUCACGUGAUCAAGGUCAAAGGUCAUUUAAGGUCAACGAACAAAAAAUCAGCACUGCUGCUAUAUUGAAUCGUGCGAUACAGGUGAGACUGCCAGAGGCGCUCCACUUGUUUAUAAAUUCCAUUUGCUGUUUUUUUUUAAAACCCUAAAAGGACUAGGCUAUUUGAGAUGUAUUGAGGACUGGCCCCCACCCCCUUCUGAUCUCGGCCGUUGUUCGCGCGAUUGCACCAAAAUUUGGCACGCACAUUCUUUUCCACAUAAACUACAAACCAGUACACAAAAAAAAAAUGAAAACAAUUAUUUUUUAUUUAUUAUGAAUAAAAUAUGCAAAUUAAUUCGUGAAAAACAUUAUUUGCAUAUUUUACACCCAAUUUCACUUCAAAUUUUUUUUUUUUUUCCAGAUGUCAUCUUUUUUAUCUAAUUUAAAGGUUUCCACAUAGAAAAAUUGCAAAAGUGAAUUUUUUCCUUAUGUAUUUAUUUGUUUUUUUAAUUUCUUAUGUAUUUGUGUUUCUUCAUCUUUUGUUGUUCAUUGUUUUUUUCAAUGGAAAUUAUUACAGACCAUUUAAGAACUAAAUUAAACCCUAAAUUAAUUAAGCAGACC